AUGGAUCGCAGUUUGGACGAGAUCAUCGCCGAAGACACCCGCAACAAGGGUCGCUCUUCUGGUGACCGUACCUCUGGUGACCGUCCUUCUGGUGAUCGUCCUUCUGGCGGUCGGCGCAACCCAGGCCGGCGUCGCGGUGAGCGUGAUGGCUUCGAUGAUGACCGCGAAUCUCGUCCAUCUCGUGGCUCCCGCCAUUCCGGCCGCGCAGGCUCACCCGGCCGUGGCGGUCCCGCCUUGACCAAGGUUCGUGUGGAAAACCUUCACUACGAUAUCACCGAGAGUGAUUUGGAAGACCUCUUCGGCCGAAUUGGCCCUGUCCAAGAACUUUCCCUCGUUUAUGACCGCGCUGGACGCUCCGAGGGCGUUGCCUUCAUCACAUAUGAGAGGCUGAGAGACGCACACGACUCUGUUCGCGAAUUUGACGGUGCUAACGCAAAGGGCCAACCCAUCCGCCUCUCCUUGUCCCCGGCCCGCCCGAUGAGCCCUGAAAGCGAGAACGAAGGUGGAGAACGACGUCGCCGUGGAGCUGGAGGCCGUGGCCGUCGCAGCGACAUGAGCAAGCCUGCCCCUGACCACAUCGACCGAUAUAUCCCCGGUCAACGCGACACAGGUCGCAAUGCUGGCCGCCGCGGAGGGGGCCGCGAUAACCGUCCCCGCAACACCGAGAAUGGAGGCCGUCGCUCGAACGCUCGUCCUCGCAAAACACAGGAGGAGCUCGAUCAGGAGAUGGAGGACUACUGGGGCGGCAAGAACGAUACUGAGGGCGCUGGCGAACAGCCUGUCCACGAAGCCCCAGUUGUGGCUGAUGCCCUCGCGCCUGCGCCUGCGCCUGCUGGUCAUGAAAACGAUGACAUUGAUAUGAUUGAGUGA
This is a messenger RNA of Penicillium maclennaniae, 870 nucleotides long. RefSeq names its product putative RNA binding protein. The transcript has 7 exons. Gene Ontology annotation, biological process: mRNA export from nucleus. Gene Ontology annotation, molecular function: mRNA binding. The coding region runs from base 1 to 870 and encodes 289 amino acids. The record is from RefSeq and is a predicted model, not a curated record. Lineage: Eukaryota; Fungi; Ascomycota; Eurotiomycetes; Eurotiales; Aspergillaceae. Gene Ontology annotation, cellular component: nucleus.